CACCGAAGAUACCAAAGACACAAAGAGAAGAAAGAAAGAAAGAAAGCACCAAACGGUAGGAUUUUCUUUCCUAUAUUUGUUCCCUACAAAAUUUAUUUYGACCGUUCUGGAUCAGAGAUAGRAGAGAACGCAGCUCAACACARCGCAACGCWGCACAUUGCAACGACGAGAACAGAUAUCCAUCCAUCCACACCAACGACGAUCAUGGCUUCGGCGGCGACGACGACAACARCCGCUGCUCCCGCGAAAAUGGGUGCCGGGACUUGCUUGCUCUUGCUGGCAGCCAUCGUKCACAAUCCUCUGUCGGCAUCGGCCUACGCCCCCCCUAUGGGAAAGUCGRUCGCCCAGAGGAUACCCUUCUCCGCCCUGCCACAACAAGAAGCUCCGGAAUCUUCCGCUUCUGCCUUUUCCGGGAGAAACGGGAACGGAUCGAACCGACGAUUCCUCCGGCCUCCACCGGUUUCUCCGACGGCGCUGUAUCACAUGGGACACAGCCACUCGCAUUCGCAUUCGCAUUCCCACACCCAUUCGCACGAUCACCACCACGGUAACUCCAGCGAAGGGAAAGCCAUCGACCGAAAGCGCGUGGUCCGCAAGCUGGCCCUCGUGCUCUUUUGCUGGGUGGCAACGUGCGGAACCAAACUGGUGACGGCGAACGCGAGCGCCAGCCUCGAGGCAAACCGGAAAUUCGUCGGCCUGGCCCAGARCGACUGGAUCUCCUUUGUCGUCACCAGCGUCGCCCUGACGUCGGCCAACAAAAUCACCCGGGCGAUCCAAAAGUCCGUGGACCGGUUCCGGUUGUUUGUGGACGGCAUACGGAAGCAUUCCUCGACGUCGCUGGAGGCCUCCCACGACCACAGCCACCAGCAAGCCCUUUCCUCGGCGGCRGACAAGGCCGAGGCCGAUCGGGUCACCUGGAUCGGYGUGGCGGUCAACUUGCUCCUCUCGGUCGGCAAGCUCUGCAUCGGAAUCACGGCGCACUCGAGUGCCCUGGUGGCCGAUGCGGGCCACUCCCUCUCCGAUCUGGUCAGCGACUUUAUCACGCUCUGGUCCGUCAACGUGGCCCGGCUGCCCCCGGAYGAGGACCAUCCCUACGGCCACUACAAGUUCGAGGCGAUCGGCUCCCUCUUUCUCUCCCUCACGCUGCUGGCCACCGGCGGGUCCGUCGGCCUCAUGGCCAACAAGCAGCUCAUGGAGGUCCUGCAGGCAUCGGCGUCCACCCAAGCAGCCGGUGCCGCCGCUGUGCAGAUCCCGGGACCCCUCGCCCUCUUGAUGGCGGGGGCCUCGAUCUUUUCCAAGGAGUGGCUCUUUCGCAUCACCAAGCAGGUCGGGGAACGCCUGCGCAGCCCCGUCGUCAUUGCCAACGCCUGGCACCACCGCUCCGACGCAUACUCGUCGGUCCUGGCCCUGCUCAGCAUCGCCUGGGCKAUGAUGGGAUUUCCGGCGGCCGAUGCCGCCGCGGGAAUGUACGUAGCAGGACCCAAURCAGACGCCGUCGCAGCGCAACGCAAAGCAGCGCAGCGCGACACACGAUCUAGSACAAAACACUCACUCAUCCGUGUUCGUUUGUCCUUGUUUGGCACUCUYUUUUCUUCUCUUUGUUUUUCCCAAUCYCCGCGYGUUUGCCUCUCUGACUCGAUGUUGUGGGAACUUUGCGGUGCAACAGCCUGGUGGCCGGAAUGAUCUGCAUGACGGGGGGAGAAAUCUUGGUCGAAUCCGUGAAGCAGUUGUCCGACAGCGCCGACUCCGCUCUGCAGAGCGAAAUCCAAGAAAUUCUCAACGAGCUCGACGACGACGACGUUAUUUGUACAACGAGCGUCCGAGCAAGACAAAUGGGAUCGGCGGCCUCCGUCGACAUUGUCGUCGAAAUCCCUUCCGUGCUGAGCACUACGGCUACCAGUGCGGUCGAGGAACGGGUUCGCCAGCGACUCCUCGGAGAACUGGCGAAGAGGCGGGGGAGCAACCGGGGAUCCUCGGCGGGAAUYAUAGCWACCGUCAGCGCGAAACCCUACCUCGAAAUCUCGCCCCGCAUGGACGACUACGAGCACGACGAAUCGGCGUUUGCCAAGCUCGCCUUUGAAAAAUUCGACAGGGACUCGGACGGGAAGCUCACCAUCGACGAGCUCAAGCUGGGACUGGAACGAACGCUGAAUAUUCAGCUCAGCGACGAGCGCGUCCAGAGACUCUUGGAGGAAUUCGACGUCAACAAGGACGGGUACCUCGACCUGGAAGAGAUGGUCACCAUCGACGAGUUCCGAUCCAAGAUCGAGGCCUUUUCGAGAGAGGGGGCCGCGAAUGCGCARAACACAAUGCCCUCUACMUCGUACAUCGAGCAACAGGUCCGAAACCAGGCGCAGCUSAUGUACCCYAGGGUCCGGAACGUGGAGGGUGUCACCGUUCACUACACCUCCCAGAACUCGGUCACGGUCGACGUCAACAUCCGGAGCAGCAGCACGGYKCUGGAAACCGUCCGGCAGCACGCAAAGGAGUUCAAGAGAAACCUCGAGACGGAGCUGGACGAAAUCGAGUCCGCGMGGGUCUACCUCGACCUGAACGAGGACGACAGCACCGAGGCAGAGGCCACAAUCAAGGAACCCGCCGUCCAGAAACUCGCCCCCUGAGAGCCGCGUGACGACGGACCGAACCAGGGUGCGACUCUGUGACCACGACCGAUACGGCACACGGUCUCUUCCAUUGCUCCCUGAUCGCAAUACCAACACAAAAGGGUGGAAGAGAGCACAAGGAUGAAUGGGUUCACUCGACUCAAUAUCGGUGGAAUGCAAUGCGUGUGUUUCCAGUGUCAAUAGCACCACGAAUUCGAAACGAAAUGGCUUUUCGCUAGAUCCCYRGACCCGUGAAAGAAACGAAUUGCCAUGGCGAAUCGAGAGAAGAACACCCGUGCGUAUUCUGUUGUUUUUUCAAACGAAUAAGGCAAUCUCCUUCCGAUUCAUCAUCGUGCAGAGUACGGUCUAAAGUCCAUAAUAGCUCCGAACGAAUAAAUCUCAAAUAAUUUU
Pseudo-nitzschia multistriata is the source of this 3014-nucleotide messenger RNA. NCBI's taxonomy places the organism in Eukaryota, Bacillariophyta, Bacillariophyceae, Bacillariales, Bacillariaceae. The record is from the annotation of a GenBank genome assembly.